AUGGCCACCUUUGCACAACUUUUUCGGUCGAUAAGGGCUUUAGAAAGACCAUACAAAUCUCGACUUACUCCCAGAAGCUUCUCAACAUCGACUUUGCGAUCCAACGGCAGCAAUGAUUUCAUAGCCGGAAACGCACCUUCAUAUCAAUGUUAUAUCUUCCUACAUUCCUCGAUACCUCCGUCUGGGUUUCCGAGCAAGCUCAUGACACCUCUGCAACGUGAGCUACAGCUCAGAGUACUCCAGUGGGGCGGUUUCGUGAACUGGGUCUACUACGGUGCUGAUGCUCUUGGCUCAGAUCCCACCCAAAUUGACCUGGACAUUACGCUGUCUGCAACCGCUUUCACGUCUUACGGAGAGAGAAUCGAAAUUGAGGAGCUAUCACAUUCCAAUUUGGACGACGUCAACGCUAUUUUGAAAAACGCGGUUCAGCAACCAAACCGGAAGCUAUCUGUAGACCAAGUUCAUCUACUAAUAUGCACACACAUGGCUAGAGACUGUAGAUGUGGAGAUUUAGGUAGUGCAUACGCAGCCGCGCUAAGGCAAGAGGUUGAAGCGCGUCGAAAGUUAGACGAGGUCCAGUACGACAAGUUCAGAAUUGGGGAGGUUGGACAUGUUGGGCAACACAAGUACGCUCCGAAUAUGCUGGUUUAUCCUCGUGGGGAUUGGUUGGGUCGAUUGAAGAUCAAGGACAUUCCGGAGACGUUAAACUCAAUCAUUGAUACUUCUGCAUCGGUUCCCUUCCCAGAUGACAUCUGCUUUUCCAAACACAAUUGGCGCGGGAGGAUGGGACUAUCCAAACAAGAGCAACUGGAGCUAUUUCAUUCGUCUUAA
Molecule: messenger RNA, 831 nt
Organism: Marasmius oreades (fairy-ring Marasmius)
Lineage: Eukaryota; Fungi; Basidiomycota; Agaricomycetes; Agaricales; Marasmiaceae
Exons: 3
Coding region: 1-831 (276 amino acids)
Source: RefSeq, a predicted model, not a curated record